UCCUUGUCAAAGCUUCAGGAGAGCAGGUGAAAAGAUGUCGAGCAGAGUUGGCAGCUUCGUCCAUUUCCCUCUGCGCCGUGUCUUACUGCUAAUGUGUCUGUUUAUGAUCUCAUGCCUGUUCGUGUACGACAGUUCAUCCGUCAGCUGCUUCCUACGCCACGUUGGACCAAUCAAAUCAGAGCAAAGUGAGGUUCUGAUUCUCAUCUGGAUCUGGCCUUUCAAUAUUUCCUUUGACCUAGACAUCUGCAAGUCACAGUUCAACGUAGACGGCUGUUGCCUCACAGUAGACCGUGAGCUGUACGCUAAAGCGGACGGUGUCCUCAUCCAUCACCGUGACAUUAACUGGGACCCCUCCAAUUUGCCCGCAUCACCUCGCCCUCCGCACCAGAAAUGGAUCUGGAUGAAUUUGGAGUCGCCGUCGAACACACCUCAGAUGCCUCAUCUGGAUAACCUUUUUAACGUCUCGCUCAGCUACAGACAGGACGCGGAUAUCACAAUACCAUACGGUUGGGUUGUUUCAACCCGUCAGGAACAGAAGGACUUUAUUCCCCCCCAGAAGGACAAAAUGCUCUGUUGGAUUGUCAGCAACUUUCAGUUUUACCACAGGAGGGCGCAAGUAUACGACGAGCUCAGGAGGUACGUGGACAUCCACACCUUUGGUGGCUCCUUUAACCAACCUGUUUCUGAGGAGAGUUAUCGAGAGAUCAUAGCCAGCUGUAAAUUUUAUCUUUCUUUCGAGAACUCGGAGCACAAAGACUACAUUACCGAAAAACUCUACAACGUUUUACAGCUCGGCGCCGUGCCGGUGGUCCUUGGCCCAUCUAGACAAAACUACGAGCGAUUUGUCCCACGAGAUGCAUUCAUCCACGUCAACGACUUCCCCUCUGUGAGAGCUUUAGCGAAGUAUCUGCUUCUUUUGAGCAGGCAUGAGGAGCUGUACGGGCAGUACUUCAACUGGAGAAGACAUUUUGAAGUGAAAAUCAGCUCUUUCCCUGCACAGCAUGCUUGCUACAGCUGUGAUUACAUCAGGCGACACAAAGAGUAUCAAGUGCUUACCAAUCUUUACCAGUGGUACUGGGGUAUGAAUAUGGAAGCAAAUGAGCCAUGGUUUAGGCCAUACAGAAAAAGGCUGCAGAACACAUAAACAGAAGUCGUCUGCCAUGCUUAAGCAAAUCAUGAACGAGUAAGUUGCGUCUGCAAAAAAAAGGUGCUUCAAAAGGUUCUUCGAUGCCAUAGAAGAACCUUUUGGUUCCAUAAAGAACCUUUAACAUCUGAAGAACCUUUCUGUUUCACAAAAGGCUGUUUGUGGCGAAAAAGAUUCUUCAUAUUAUAAAAAGUAAGAAAGAGAAGGUUCUUUAAACAACCUUUGACUGAAUGGUUCUUUGUGGAACCAAAAAUGGUAAUUCCAUGGCAUCGCUGUGUAAAACCUUUUAAGCACCCUUAUUUUUAAUAUGAUUAUCAAAUGUUAGGUUCACAUGUGUAAACCAAAUGUUUAUAUCACUAAAUGAACACAUACAAUACAACGGCGUUUACUAUAGCAUGACAUCAAACAGUGUAAAUAAUCAUAUUCUUUAAGAAUUUAAUUCUCUGCGUUUUUUUGCAACCAGAGCAUCUUGGAAAACCCAUAUGAUUCACAGAUUCAAGAUGGCGGAUGCAUUGACGUGUUUGGAACGAUCGUGCACUAACAUGUGCACUAACCCAUUAAAAUGAAAUCAUAUUUGAAUUAUUUGAAUAAUAUUUUAUAUUUUUAUUAAAUGCUCACACUGUAUUUCUGUACUAUUUAAUAUUAUCUUAUAAACCUAUAAAAUCUGACACAUUUACAAUAAAGUUCUGGCUGAGAUGUAUAAAUGAGGAUCGAGACAUACCUAAAAUCAGCCAGAAAGGGUCCCAUUAGUUUAUGUAUUCUGAUGUGUUUCCUUAACAGGAUAUUUAAUAAGAAAAUGUAGAGUGGGAAACUGAUCAAAUGAGAGGUCGGCAGAGCUGGUCUGGGGACAGGUGAAAAAAUGAGCAGGACUUGUGACAUUAGCUAGAAGGAACAUUGUUUCAGAAGAUAACAAAUUGUUACAUAUUGCAGAAAGCUGUAUAAUUUUGUCUCCUUUGGGUCUAUUUUUACUUAUUUUUAAGGAAAUGUAGCAGAAAUGUCUAAGAUAAAGUCAACUUCAUUGAAAAUCAACCUCUGAACAAAAAUGUUUUUCAUGGAAUAUAGUGUAUUUUAUUAUUAUUUGAAAAGUUUCUAACAAAAGGUGGGCGAUUCCAGCAUUAAGGAAGUGACAUUUUCAGUCAAAAUUUGAAAUGUAAAUUCACAGAGAAUGUAUUUAUAUAUUGAAUCAUCUGUUUAUAUUUUACUUAACUCCUGAGGAUAGUAUCCAGACAUCAGAUAGGUAUCACUCUAUACCGAGAACAAAUUAUAUAAGAGAAUGUAUGUGUUGUGGAUGACAAUAAAAGACUACAUACUUUGUAGGAUUUCUGUGAAUUAAAAUGUACAGACUAGAAGCCCAACAUAAUAACAAUAAUACCCAACAAAUGGAGAAGAGGUUGCUUUUUAUAAGACAUAAAUUAUAUCUACAGUAUAUUAUAUCAUUUUUAUAAUAACAUAAAGUUAUUAUAUUUUCAUGUGGCCAUUUAUGAGGAAUAUGGACCAUUAUGGAGGUGUCAAUUCACUUACCUGACUAUGGAAAACUAUGCUUUAAAAACACAUAAAUACUUCGAAACCUUAAAGAGACACUUUACAUAUUUGGUGAAAACCUGAAUGUGUAAAAACUUGAUUUUUUUCAACUUAAAUUUGACGUUUGCAUGGAAUCGCCCAGCUACCAAAUGCGCCAUGCCAUCCCGUUUUGGACAUUUUCUACGGUGGCAGCAAAGUGUUCAAUAUAUUAAAGUGCCAUAUUAUUACCAUCUAAUCCAAUCUCUCCACCACGCCAUGGCUACAGUACACUUCUGAGAGGGGUAUUAAGGAGGCAAAAUACUAUUCAUUGAGCUCAUAAUAUGAACCACACCAAAUGAAAGUGCAUUUGGGUCAUUUAUGUUAUUGUUAUUGCAAUGUUCUCUGCAGUCAUGACUCAUGUGCUUCUCAAGGACAAGCUGUACCGUCAUCAAAGGCUGUUAUAAUUGGAGCAAUCACUAGGUGAUGCUGUGGCUCCAUCCUCUCAGGCUCAGCAAGAACUGCACAAGAUGAUGUGUGUUUCCAAACGCAAGGGAAUAACUUCUGUUUAUUACACUUCAAUGUACAACUUGCAAUAACACUGACACUCAGCUGCUAUUCAGUGGUAAAUGACAAACAAACAUGCACUUUUUAUGCUACUCAUUGCUUGCAUUUUAGCAGCGCAUAUGCUUCAGCAAGACCUUCCUAAUUAGGCCCGUGCAUAAAAAUGAAUGAGUUUAAAGAAAUCUGGUUACAGUCAAAAUGGCAAUGCCGCUAUUUAUUUUGAAAGGAAUUGGACUUAUGGGUAUAAUGGUUAUAAAGAACCAUGCCACAUAAUGAGGCUAGUUGAAAAGAUGAGAAAAAUAAAAGCUGAAACGACUUUGAUAUUCUAAAGAGGGGACUACUUUUUAUUUUCAAUGAGAGUGAUUUGAACAAAUCCAGUUCCCAGAUCAAAAGCAUAAGAUUUCUUAUUUUACCAAGUUACCAUGUAUGCUUGACUAGUUGUUAGCUAGCAAGCCAUAACUCAAAACAAAGAACAAGAAAUGUUUCAUUUCAAAAUCUGUAGUAGCUUUGAUUAUGUAAUAUUACAUGUGACAUAUAAUUUAAAUGGCAUUGAAAUAUUCAUGAAGUAAAAAUAGAACGUAAUGCGGUUUUGUAGGAUUUGUAAUCAGGCACUGAAAAGAGUGCAGCAAGGAUGAUGUAUUUUUGUAGGCAAAACCCGGAAAAGAGUUAACAUUUUAGCAUUGCCAGUUCCAUCGCCUCAAUGUCAAUGGGUUUUUUAAUGGGGUUUUGAAAUUAGGUCUGCGGUUAACAAAACUCACCACUAAUACCCUACUGUACAUUUUUGAAACCUUUAUCAUGUCUUAAAAAAAGCAGUUGCUACAUAAGACUACAUACGCUGUCAGGGACAUUAAUCACAUGUACAAAUCUAGAAAAUAAUGCAACAUAGGGACAAAUCUCAGAAGAGUGUGGAUGGAAAUUCAUCCCGAGUACUUAGAUAGCAAGUAUAAUUGAUUUAAUGUUGAAAAUAAACAAAUGAACAUUGAAUUAACAUGCAUUAAAUCACUUAACAAAGUUUGAAAAAGUUGUCAGCGGCUCAACCCAUCAGAGUCAAGGACCAAAACUGACAGUUUUACUUUUAUUUUUUUGUCUGAUAGUCAAGAGAAUGAGUAGCUACAACACUAACUUUGAAAAUAUGCCAUUCCUCUUUUAAAGUACCUAAAUGUUGUUUCAGCCAACAGAAUUCAUUUGAGGUCCAAUGGAGGACUAGACGUUGCAGAGGGGGUUAAUCUUGCAUGACGCAGAUGACCUCCAGCGAUUUAAUUGUGUCAGUGUGAACAGUGCUUUACAACCAUUUAGAGCAACGUACAAACAAAUGAAGUAUAACAAAUUCUUAUCACUCCCAGUGAAAUCAACAAAGUUGUCCAGACCGCUUGUGCGUGACUUCAGAUUAUUUGACUGAACUGCAUCAUGCUUAGUUUUUCACGUUGCAACACUGUGUUGUAGCAAGAGGCAUUGACACUGAAAGCAAAAAUUCUGUAAUGUCUAAUGAUUGUUCGCAAUUUAAGAAGACAGAGAGAGGUGAAGAUGUGACGUGGCCGUGCCCAUCAAUGCGGCAACUUUUGAGCACAUGUGAUUUCUCUCGUUCAUUCUAGUGCAGGUAUACAUGUAUAUAACACUACCUCUACUUACUAAAUUAUCCAUUUGCACAAGUGUACAUACAAUCUGUUAAUAUGUAUAUUCUACUAUAGACUACCCUGUACAAUGUCUCUUAUAUGUUAUUACCCCCCAUUUUCUGUAAAAUAGUCUUUAUUUUAUAUAUGCACAAUUUAGAAUCUUUUAGACUUUAAAUCGUAUUAUAUUGUAUUGUCAUUGUGUUGAAUGUCUGUACUAGAAGCUUCCAACACCAAAGAAAAUUCCUUGUGUGUGCAAGCACACUUGGCAAUAAAGCUCUUCUGAGGUAAGACAGAGGAUAUUACCGUCUAUGAUUUCACUCUUCUGUAUGUUUGU
Molecule: messenger RNA, 5152 nt
Organism: Triplophysa rosa
Lineage: Eukaryota; Metazoa; Chordata; Actinopteri; Cypriniformes; Nemacheilidae
Product: 4-galactosyl-N-acetylglucosaminide 3-alpha-L-fucosyltransferase 9-like
Exons: 2
Coding region: 35-1144 (369 amino acids)
Cellular component (GO): membrane
Molecular function (GO): alpha-(1->3)-fucosyltransferase activity
Source: RefSeq, a predicted model, not a curated record